This is a messenger RNA of Galeopterus variegatus (Sunda flying lemur), 2768 nucleotides long. It is a transcript of the gene MEFV, whose product is annotated as Mediterranean fever. Gene Ontology annotation, molecular function: zinc ion binding; protein binding. The coding region runs from base 1 to 2316 and encodes 771 amino acids. NCBI's taxonomy places the organism in Eukaryota, Metazoa, Chordata, Mammalia, Dermoptera, Cynocephalidae. The transcript has 11 exons. The record is from RefSeq and is a predicted model, not a curated record.
AUGGCCAAGACCCCAAGUGACCAUCUGCUGUUUACCCUGGAGGAGCUGGUGCCCUACGACUUUGAGAAGUUCAAGUUCAAGCUGCAGAAUACCACCCUGGUGAAGGAGCAGUCACGGAUCCCCCGGGGCAAGCUCCAGACAGCCAGGCCGGUGAAGUUGGCCACUCUGUUGGUCACCCACUACGGGGAGGAGUACGCUGUGUGGCUGACUCUGCAGGUCCUGCGGGCCAUCAACCAACGCCUCCUGGCAGAGGAGCUCCAAAGGGCGACUGGCCAGGAAUAUUCCACACAAGAAAGUGGCACAGACAUUUCUGCAGAGUCGUGUUCUUCCGGGGAGAAUAAACCCAAGAGCCUGAAGAUACCAGCUGGCCCAGAAGGUGAUGGGCAGCGGCUGAGUGGAGAUGGGGCGGCCAGCCUACUGUCCAGUCAGCCUGAGGCUGGGCGGGGGCCCCUGAAGAAGUCUCAGGACAAGCGGAGAGAGCAGAAGGGCCCCGAGGGCCUGGACGCACAAGGCAAGCCAUGGGCCAGGAGAAGCCCGGUCCCUGGCAAGCCGCUGGGGGACAUUAAGGCAAGUGCCGGGCUCCGCAGGAAUGCCAGCUCUGCAGGAAGGCUUCAGGGGCUCUCCAGUGGGGCCCUGGGACGGAGGGAAUCCAAAAAAUAUGAAGUGUACUUACCUUCAGGAAAGAAGCGACCCAGAAGUCUUGAAUUUACCAUUUCCUCAGAAGAGAGAGAACCCCCAGACCCAGAAACUCUUCUGACUCAAGAGGAAAUGAGAACUGUGAAUCUAGACUCAGCAGCCACUCCCAGGGGAGACAACACUCUGGAUGUAGGGGCUGCUGGGGCUCUGGAGAAAGGUUUCAGGAACCCAGAACAUUCUAUGACCGGGAGGCCACAGGACAAGGCUGUAUGUUCCUUUUGCCACGUUCAGGGAGGAGACCCGGUUGGAGGUACCUGCGUGCACAAUUCCUGCAGCUGCCCUGUUGCUUCUGAAGACCCCAGUGCCUCAGGCAGUCCCUUGCCCAGCUGCCCCCGGUGCCAGGGCUCACUCAUGAGGAAGAGCUCCGGAAGCCUAAGCCCCCAGCCCUUGCCUCACUGUAAGCGCCACAUGAAGCAGGUCCAGCUGCUCUUCUGUGAAGACCAUGGGGAGCCCAUCUGCCUCAUCUGCAGGCUGAGUCAGGAGCACCAAGGUCACUGGGUGCACCCCAUCGAGGAGGCCGCCUUGGAAUACAAGGAGCAAAUUGAGAAGCAGCUGGAGCAUCUGAAGAAGCUGAGAAUAUCUGGGGAGGAGCAGAGAUUACAGGGUGACGAGAAGAUGGCAAACUUCCUGAAACAAACUGAAACGCAGAGGCAAAAGAUCCGGUGUCAGCUGGAGCAACUGUGUCAGUUUCUGGAGCAGCAGGAGAAGCUCUUUGUGGCCUGGCUGGAGCAGCUGGACCAGACCAUCAGCAAGGUCAGGGAGACAUAUGGUACCCAAGUGUCCCGGGACAUCACCCUUCUCGACGAGCUGAUUGGGGAGCUGGAAGCCAAGCAGCACCAGUCGGAUUGGGAGCUCCUGCAGGACAUCGGAGUCACCUUGCACAGGGCCAAGACGGUGACUAUCCCUGAGCUGUGGACCACCCCUCCAGAGUUAAAAGAAAAGAUCCACCUGCUCUACCAGAAAUCAGAGUUUGUGGAGAAGAGCAUGAAGCACUUCUCGGAAACACUGCGUUCAGAAAUAGAAACUUUCAGCGUUCCAGAAUUGAUUAGCGCUCAGGCACAUGCUGUUAAUGUGAUUCUGGAUACAGAAACUGCCCAUCCCAACCUCAUCUUCUCUGAUGACCUGAAGAGCGUGAGACUUGGAAACAAGUGGGACCGGCUGCCUGAUAGCCCAGAAAGAUUCGAUAGCUGCGUCAUUGCCCUGGGCUUGCCAAGCUUCCUCUCUGGCCGCCAUUACUGGGAGGUGGAGGUGGGAGACAAGACAGGGUGGGUCCUGGGAGUCUGCAAAGCAUCCACGAGCAGGAAGGGGAGCAUGACUCUGUCACCAGAGAAUGGCUACUGGGUGGUGAUGAUGACGAAGCGAAACGAGUAUCAGGCAUCCACCUUGCCCCCAACCCGCGUGCGAAUGAGGGAGCCCCCCAGCCGUGUGGGCAUCUUCCUGGACUACAAGGCUGGAGACAUUUCCUUUUACAACGUGACAGCCAGAUCCCACAUCUACACCUUCUCCAGCUUCUCUGCCUCUGGGCCCCUUCAGCCUAUCUUCAGCCCUGGGACACACGAUGGCGGGAAGAACACAGGUCCUCUGAUCAUCUGUGCAGUGGGUGGCCAGGGGCCUCCCUGAAUGCCUAGCGUUGUGUCUCUGUUCUGGCUCCUGGCCUGUGUCCCGCAUCCAUACACUCGGCAGUCAUUACUGAUCACCCACUGAGUGCUGGUUGCUAUAGGGAGUGUAAUGAAUAAGCAAAUAGUCCCUGUGCCCAAGGAGCUUACCGAAUCGUAGCCGAAGUGAGCUAGUUACCAAACAUUGCUAAAUCAAGGGUGACGACGACACACGUGCCAAUGACUUGUGAUGGAUUUCAUAGAAAGAAGUACAUGGCUGUUGUAUAAGAAAUGCUUGGGUGAAUUAACACCCUCAGAUGCUCCAGGCGGAAGAUUCUGUCUUUGUUGCCUCUCAGAACCCCACGCCAAGAGCGUGUCCCUGAUUCUUUCCACUCCCGUCUUGAGGACGUGGGAAGCCUAGAGAGAAGACAGUAGACAGGAUUGUUAUUAAACUAUUUUUGUCCCUUUAUUGAUGAA